Penaeus monodon (black tiger shrimp) is the source of this 982-nucleotide messenger RNA. Its product is annotated as MTRF1L release factor glutamine methyltransferase-like. The record is from RefSeq and is a predicted model, not a curated record. Lineage: Eukaryota; Metazoa; Arthropoda; Malacostraca; Decapoda; Penaeidae. Gene Ontology annotation, cellular component: mitochondrion. The transcript has 4 exons. The coding region runs from base 185 to 967 and encodes 260 amino acids.
GCCGGUAGUCUUGCGUCAUGCCCGUCUGUGUACACGAACGCGGAGCAGCUGAUCCCGAGGAGCGAGAAGCCUCGGGUGGAACUCAUCUGGAGAAAGUUCCUUAUUACAUAAUUUGCUGCGCAACUCACGGCCAAACUGUAACUGUUGCCUCAAAACUUGCAAUAGUUUGGAGAAAUAAUACAAAAUGUUUCAUCAAGGAAAAUGUAAACAUAUACAAAGACAUUCCUUCAGUAUAUAUAGAUGUGUUAAAUCCCUUUCUACAAGACAGAGGACUCAGUGCGAAUGUUUAAAUUCCAUAGAUACAAAAAAAUCAGAAAGUGAGUACAUGGAAAUAUCUUUUUCUCAGGAAAAAAGAGUACAACCAAUUUAUAGAGACACAGAAUUGAAAUGGGGUUUGCUCAAUGUAAAUACACUCAGAUUUCAACCCAGAAGAAUAACACAGAAAAUGUUAGGAGGAUUAUACACACAGCGACUCCAGAAUAAGCUGAAUGAUAUAUGGUAUCGAGAAUACUCAUCCACAUCAAGCACAGUGGGUGAAAGCCUGACACACUGGACUGCUAAACUGGAAGAUUCAGGUGUCCCAGAGAGCAGGCUUUCAGCAGAACAUAUUACUGCCCAUGUAAUGGGGAUGCCAAGGAGAAAGCUACUUGAAAAUUUAAGAACAUCAGUGUCUGAGGACUUGUACAGUGAAUUAGAUCGUUUGAUGACAUGCAGACUUGCAAGAAUGCCAGUUCAGUAUAUUGUCGGUGAGUGGGAUUUUCACAAUAUAACCUUGAAGAUGAGACCUCCAGUGUUCAUUCCCAGACCAGAAACUGAAAGCCUAGUUGAGAAAGCAUUAGAGCACCUGCAGGGAAUAUCAGCUCCGAAAGUUUUAGAAAUUGGCUGUGGUUCAGGUGCAAUCAGUCUUUCUCUUCUGAAAUGUAUGAAUGAGGUAAGUGGGAUUAUUUUGAUGUGUAAUUUAUUUUAAUGUCAUUGAUAGAAU